AUGGUGAUGCUUCAGCUUUCCGCCGUAGUCCUCCUCGCGCUCGUUGCCCCCUCCCUGGCCGGGGACGCCGACAUGCUUCAGGACGUCUGCGUCGCCGACUUGGCAUCCCCGAUCAAGCUGAACGGGUUCCCGUGCAAGACGCACAUCACUGCGGACGACUUCUUCUUCGCCGGUCUCAAGAGGUCUGGCAACACCAACAAUGCGGCAGGGUCCAACGUCACGGCGGCAAAUGUACAGUCAUUCCCUGGGGUGAACACGCUUGGCGUGUCCAUGGCACGCAUCGACUACGCGCCCGGAGGCCAGAACCCGCCGCACACCCACCCACGCGCCACGGAGAUCAUCUUCGUCCUUGAGGGAAUUCUGGAGGUGGGCUUCAUCACCACCGCCAACAAGCUCUUCACUAAGACUGACACCGUGGGAGACGUGUUCGUUUUCCCGCGUGGGCUCGUGCACUUCCAGCAGAACAGGGGACGUGGCCCGGCCUCCUUCAUUGCCGGCUUCAACAGCCAGCUCCAGGGUACACAAGUCAUCGCCAACACACUGUUCGCUGCCGCGCCGCCAGUACCGAGCGAUGUGCUGGCCAAGGCCUUCCGGAUCGACAACAGCCAAGUGGACGCUAUCAAGGCCAAGUUCAUGUAG
Aegilops tauschii subsp. strangulata is the source of this 639-nucleotide messenger RNA. RefSeq names its product germin-like protein 1-1. Gene Ontology annotation, molecular function: manganese ion binding. NCBI's taxonomy places the organism in Eukaryota, Viridiplantae, Streptophyta, Magnoliopsida, Poales, Poaceae. The record is from RefSeq and is a predicted model, not a curated record.